This is a messenger RNA of Leptinotarsa decemlineata (Colorado potato beetle), 520 nucleotides long. RefSeq names its product Thrombospondin (gene Tsp). Gene Ontology annotation, biological process: cell adhesion. Gene Ontology annotation, cellular component: extracellular region. The record is from RefSeq and is a predicted model, not a curated record. Gene Ontology annotation, molecular function: calcium ion binding. Lineage: Eukaryota; Metazoa; Arthropoda; Insecta; Coleoptera; Chrysomelidae.
AUGUCUAGAGCUUGUGGGCUGUAUGAGGAGUAUCACGAAAGAAGAUAUCCCGUGGAAAUCGACGGCCACAGAGACCUACGGAUGGUUUUGAGUAGAAACGAUUGCCCUCUGCCAUUGGACACUGGCAUCAGCAGUAAAUUCGAUGAGAUUUUCUCCGAUGACUUCCUCAGUAACGGACUCAGUGAUGAUCCGAAUAUAUUAGCUCAGCAAUCAUCGGUACCUUACAGAGGAGAUAUUCCUAUUCCUUUGAUGCCCACAUUAGAUGAUUCUGGAAUCCUCAAAGCACUCAAUUCUCUCAUAACAGUCGUUAAUCUAGAAGUAAAAAGGUGCGAAGCUACAACACAAGCCCUUGAUCAUCUUCGAAGACUCAUUGAACAGUGCCAAGCCUGCAGGAAUCCCCCUCCCACUAUCGUUGCUACUUGUGACAGUCACCCUCCAGGAUGUUAUCCAGGAGUCAGGUGCCGUAACACUCCCGCUGGACCUAUUUGUGGACCGUGUCCUCGAGGUUAUGUCGGAGAUG